AUGACAAAUCGGAUGGAAUAUCCGUUGUCCCCAGCCUUACCAAAUAGAGUAAGAGCUAUGGCAAAUAAAUCUAGUAACGAAUAUAGAUUGCAGAAAAGAGAAUCAGAUCCGGAUGCCAUGGCAGAUCCAGAAGGAAGAGCAGGUCUUGGGGAUAUAGCUAAGCCUCUCAGUCAGUCGCCUAUGGGUCAGUCACCCUUAAGCUCGUUAGCCUCUGGUAUGAUGCCAAAAAAAAUCAUUAUGGGUACCUUUCAAGCUGCGAUAAUAGAGCCAAGUACGGGUGAUUUACAAAACUUGGCGGGAGGCUUACAAAAUUUCCAAGGAUUAUUGGGAGGAGGAGGAGGAGGUACCAAAUAA
Molecule: messenger RNA, 354 nt
Organism: Chrysoperla carnea
Lineage: Eukaryota; Metazoa; Arthropoda; Insecta; Neuroptera; Chrysopidae
Exons: 2
Coding region: 1-354 (117 amino acids)
Source: RefSeq, a predicted model, not a curated record